Molecule: messenger RNA, 696 nt
Organism: Drepanopeziza brunnea f. sp. 'multigermtubi' MB_m1
Lineage: Eukaryota; Fungi; Ascomycota; Leotiomycetes; Helotiales; Drepanopezizaceae
Cellular component (GO): membrane
Molecular function (GO): transmembrane transporter activity
Source: RefSeq, a predicted model, not a curated record
AUGUCUCCACCAGAUUUCUCGGCGUCCGAAGAAGUCAAACAUCACAAUCCCCACUCUUUUGCCCUUCAUGCUGUGCAGCACCGGCACCAACUGCUGGUUCACACCCCUUCCGGCAUCAACGUCGUUCCAUUCCCCGGCGCCAUGAUCAUUAUUAAGACCCCGCCAAUUAAUGUCGUUUAUCACUUGAACAUUACAACUGUCAGCACGCGGAGCGAUUCCCGGAUCGAUAUCCCACCAGCCUCGGAGAGCUGGAAGGAUCCCGGCGUGAAGGGCAAGACUCAUCGAGCACGGCAGACCAUCCAGCUGUACAUCUGGGACGACCAAGACAAGCCGGCAAAAGAAGAGCACUUCCUCUUCAAACUCGACUUCUUCGUCCUCUCCUACGCGUGUCUCGGCUACUUCUGCAAGAGCCUCGACCAAGCCAACAUCAAUAACGCCUAUGUGUCCGGCAUGAACGAAGCCAUCAACAUGCAAGGCAGCCAGCUCACGUACGUGAGAAACGCACUCACCGUCGGCUAUGUUCUUAGCGACAUCCCCGCGGUGAUCCUGGUGACCAAGAUCCGGCCGUCGAUAUUGAUCCCGACCCUGGAGCCUGGAUUCAUCGCAGCCGCCACUUUUGGCGUGGCGGUCAUCUUGGUAUCCAAUUCAGCGAGAAUCCUCGAGGGAAGGGAUAGCAAAUCACAGAGCUUGCGCUGA